Messenger RNA from Emericellopsis cladophorae, 363 nucleotides. RefSeq lists its product as uncharacterized. The transcript has 2 exons. The coding region runs from base 1 to 363 and encodes 120 amino acids. The record is from RefSeq and is a predicted model, not a curated record. Lineage: Eukaryota; Fungi; Ascomycota; Sordariomycetes; Hypocreales; Bionectriaceae.
AUGAAGCUGUCCCUUUUCUCCGUCUUUGCCCUCGUUGGCUUCACACUCGCUGCUGGCAGCCACCAAACCACCAACACAAACGCCAAGAGGGACGUUGUCGAUCCCGCAGAGACAGAUGGCCAGGUUUGGGCCAACGUCAUCGCCCCGGCCAAGCGUCAGAAUGUGCGCCCGCCCCUCGACCAGCCCGCCAUGACCGACGCCAAUGGCAACGUGGUCCCGUACUCGCGCGAGGGGGCCCGCAAGGCCAAGGCCAAGCGUGAGGAGAUGGCGCAGCGUAAGAGGAACGAGGAGAGCAUUAGGAAGAGGCAGGCCAAGAAGGAGAGGACGAGGAGGCACCAGGCCCAUGGACAUCGCAAGUACUAA